AAUAGAAGAUUUUUUUUUUUUGGUAGUAUUCUCGGUAAUUUGUAACAUCCUGCGUAUCAUCCAUAACAGCCAGAGUAUCAAAGUAUUUCUCCUUUCGUUUGCCCAAACGUGGAGACGUCUCCUUAGAAACCGGCGGCCCAAACGGCUUCGACCACCUCCAAUAACGAGAGAGAACCUCUCUCUCUCUCUCUCUCUCUCUCUCUCUGUGAUUUCAGAAACCCAGAGAUCAAACAAAAUUGCAAAUGGGCUGAUCUCCAUAUUCCGGCAAAAAAAAUCCUACCAAACAUGUCUCAAAUCUCCGAUUCUCGGCUUUCUCAUCUGCCGAUCGAUCCUCAUUUCGCCUUUUCCAGCCAUAAAAAUCAAAUCCAUCUCCAUCCGCUCCUCCAAACGCCAUUGCCAUCAUCUGAGGCCUGCGAUACUUGAAUCAUCUGCUUCUUCCCAACCGUUCGAUGAUUUCCGCUUUGAAUCCGAUCCUCUAUGCUUGCAUUUCCAAAGGAACUACGGUUCUUGCCGAUCUCAGCUCCGGAGACCCUGAUCUCGAAACCCUAGCCUUCCAAUGCCUCGAAAAGAAACCCGAUUUCCACGGAUUUUACUCCCACACUAUCAGGAAUAGGAGCUACUGCUUCUUGAUCGAUGAUCCGAUCGUCUAUUUCGCCGUCGUCGAAGAAGAUUUUGGAAUGCCGCAUGUUGUUGAUUUCCUGAAGCAUCUGAAGGAUGCAUUUGCAGCGAUUUCCAAGAAAAAACGGAUCAAGAGUUUGGAUCGUUUGACCUAUCGCUGCUUUCAGGAGGAAUUCGGUCCUGUUUUCUGCCGCUCGAUGCACCUGCUGAAUCCGAUCGGUGAUCAGGAUGAGAGCACCGGAAAGAACGCCGGAUCGACGGAGGCACCGUUGCUUGGCAAUCCUAACCGGCAUGAGAGGAAGAAGAGAGUCGGGAUGGCGGAAAACAUGGUGGAUGUUGCCCUCGAUGCUAACGUGAGCCGGGAGCUUCCGGUGUUGCUGCGGAAGAACAGUUGUUGUGCCGGAAACGAUGGUGGACGGCAACAAUCUGGCAAGACUUGGAAGCGACACGUCCUGAUAGUCUUGCUCGUAGACUUGGUGAUUUGUUUGAUCUUGUUCGGCGUGUGGCUGUCGAUCUGCAAGGGGUUCCGCUGUGUCAAGCGCUGAAUCUGGAUUUCUUUGAAGAGGCUGUGGCAUCAUCAUCAUCACACGAUCGGUAAUGACCCACAGCAUUCUUGUUUGUUGUCAAUUAGUUCUUGAAUCCUUUAUAGCUCCUGAUGUGGCUACUUUGAUUAAUAGUUGUUUGGGUUCUUUGCACAGAUUUUAACCUGAAAUGCUCAUUUCAUUGCAUGUAAAUGUGAAUAGAAGGGAAAAUGAUAUGACAAACCACAGGCGUUGAAUGCUAAUCUAUUCUGUUCUAGCUUUUGUAAUUUUAUUUUUUUCUGGAAGGCAAUUCUAGCUUUUGUAAUUUCUGAUUCAUAUAUGGUGAAAUAGAAGUAUGAUCAACACAAUGCUGUUGAAGAAACAGAUCAUUUGAUAA
Magnolia sinica is the source of this 1536-nucleotide messenger RNA. RefSeq names its product phytolongin Phyl1.1-like. Bases 450 to 1163 code for a protein of 237 amino acids. Gene Ontology annotation, cellular component: membrane. The transcript has 2 exons. The record is from RefSeq and is a predicted model, not a curated record. NCBI's taxonomy places the organism in Eukaryota, Viridiplantae, Streptophyta, Magnoliopsida, Magnoliales, Magnoliaceae.